AUCUCCGUUGGUCAUGUGAUCUGUAAACAAUGAAAUGGAUGGAUCUUCACCGCUGUAGACAAUAUGUUCAUAAAUAAGUAGGAACAAGUACGAGUAUAUGCUGUAAAAUCGCCGAAGGAUUGACACGGUUCUCACUUUCGUGCUUCCAUCCAAGACACGAAAACGCUAUGCAGAUGGUGUGAUUCACAUACAUGUAACUAUUGGAUGAUCUACAUUGGUGACAUCUUUAAUUAUUGAGUACCGCAUCAAAAAGUAUACUUGAGGAUGAAGCCGCCAGAGUUUAUCCAUGGGAUGAUUGGUAUCCUUUCUCUAUGUUUCUGCCAUGUCUGCCAUGCCUUUUCUCCCAUAGUCAUCCACAGACAAGAACUAUGGAAGUCAGAGAUGGAGGCAGAGGUGCACCUGUACAGAACCCCAAUCCUCCUCAAACUCCCAACAGGUGACUUACUAGCCUUCUCUGCACCCCGCAAAACUACCGGUUCCGACAAAUCUGCGAAAUUCAUUGCCAUCCGACGAUCGAAAGACGGUGGAUUGCAGUGGGACUCUACUAGGAUAAUCGAAGAUGACUAUGAUGUCGAGGAUGGGCUUAACCUUGGUUCUGCAAUGGUGGACAAGGUAACCAACGAUACGUUUGUAUUCUUUGGAUACUGCCUUCACACCCCAGGACCAUGUACAUCACCCUACAGAGAGAAGGGUGUCUAUUUUAAGGUUAGUCAUGACUGGGGAUACACAUGGACCCAAGCGAUCAACGUCAAAGAGACAAAUCCAGCAUUGGCAGGGCUAACAUGGGCUCCAGGUCCAGGCUUCGGAAUCCAGAAGGAACUCGAACCGAACAAAGGGAGGUUGAUCGGAUGCGGGCAUCGUGUGGAUGUUCCAUUCAGACAGAUGCAGUGUAUAUACAGUGAUGAUCAUGGGAAGACGUGGCAAAUGAACUCUCCUCUCUAUGGCUUACCGUAUAGUCAGAAGCAAGCUGUAGGUGACUUCACCCCUGGUGAAACACAGGUUAUUGAACUCACAAAUGGAACCAUCUUUGUAAGUAUUCGCAACGAGAACAAGUUCCACUGCCAUUGCCGAAUGCAAUCGAUUAGUUACGACGGUGGCUACUCUUUUCCUAUCCCGAACCUCAUAAUACAGGAAUCGUUGGUCGAUCCAUCCGUCUUUGGGUCACUUGCCCUACUGAAUGGCACGCUCUUCCUGUCGCAUCCCUACAACGCGGAUUCGCGCGUUAACAUGACCUUGCAGUGGAGUUUCGAUUCCGGCCAGACGUGGCCCGGUGCGGUACAGCUCUACGAGGGACCAAGUGAGUAUUCCAGUCUGGCUCAAAUUGAUCACGAGUAUCUAGGAUUGCUUUUUGAACGCGAUGGCUAUAAAUACAUCGACUUUUUCAAAAUCCGAAUCAGAUGAAUUGCUGGAGUUGCAAAGUAAAUCCCAGUUUUGUUUAUCAUUUUUUUAUAUUCAAGUAUAGAUGGUUUGUUAAUGACGGAUAAAUUGCAGCUGCAUGGGUUUUAUGUGUAUUGUGUUGUUCAAAAAGGAUACUUUAGUAAUAAUACUCGGAGUUCAUGCUUUUAUAGUGGUCAAUAAAGCUGUUGCUUGAAUUCUUAAAUUUAUUCCAACACAAAUAUCUGCAAUACUUUCAGUACCGUACUGAAAUUGCUAUCAAAUCAAACAUCUAUACCCUGUGAUAAAAAAAAUCAGUUAUUGAUUGCAUAUUUGAUGUAUGAUUUAUUCUUUAAAUAAUUCAAAUCAAUCAUAAAAAUUAGCCGUACAAUAAAUUUUUGUUUGUUGUGUGUGUAUAUGGCAAGGCUCCACACUAAUUUUUUUUCCUUGGUGGCCCUAAAAUAAUACAAAACAUUACAAUUCAUGAGCACUUUGGUGGCCCAACUCUCAUUUUUGGUUGCCUCGGGCCACUGCUAAUGUCUAGCCCUGUAUAUGGUGACUCUAAUGGUUCUCUAGUCAGAAUUGCCUUGAUAUUCUAUGUAAAUUAUCAAGGGAAUCCCAAAUGACCUUGGACAUGUGAUUUUACAUGUGUAUCGAACCAAGAUAUUUUGAGUCUAAAUUUAAUAAAUUACUGUUAAUAUUCUUUAAGCUUCAGUUACUGUCCAGAAAAAAACCCCUGAAGGAUCUGGAUUUAUCCUUAUUUAAAAUGCAAAUUUGAAUAAGGACUUAGCAUUUGGCUUGACUCUGUAAUUUCAACUCAGAAUAUGUAUGCUUACAGUGUAACACUAUAUCCAGAAAGUAUAUAAUUAUUGCAUUUAACUCGAAACGUAUUUCAAGUAAAACAAAUGAUAAAGACCAUUUAUAUUUCAUAUACAUAUGUAUUUUGUUAGUUCUGUAGGUUUUACUUAAAUGCAAAGUUGACUCGAAUUUGUGUCGAUAUUCACGACUUUGGACUUAAUUAUACAGUAGUUUCAGUGCAAUGGAAUAAUUAUCUUCAGGUAAUGAUUUGAUAUGUAUGUUUUUUAAAAAUGAAUGAAAGCUUUUGUAGAAAUUUGUACCAUACCAAAGAAAUAUUUUCUUGUCAUUGUUAUUAUUGAUAUCAUUAAUUUUUUUGUGUGUGAUAAUGAUGUACAUGUAGAAAUGAUUUCAAAUAGCAUCCUAGCGUUUGUAUUUACAAAUGAAAAAAAAUGUGCCAAAAACUUCUUGCAGGAACUCAAAUUUUACUGCUCCAUGUAUCUGUAGACACUGUUUAUACCAUACAUGUAGCUCAAUCACAAUUUUCUUCACACAUUUGAUGAACAAGGAUUUAAUUAGAAUAUGCCCAAAUUUUAUAACAUGCUAUCACAAUUAAUGUAUAAAUCAACGAAGGGAAGUCAAAGAAAUGUACGCUCCUGUUUCUUUAACCAUUAGGUAUCGUUCGUCAGCCGUUUUGAUGAGGCCUUAAUCAAUUGAUAAGAUAUGAGGAAGUUGAUGAUGAUGAUAGUUCAUAUUAUACAACACCCAAGAAUGUUCUGUAAUCUGAUUAGUCCAAAUCAGAUCACAUGAUAUUCAGCGAAUUGCGCUAUGGCAUCCAAAAUGCACUAUCCUACACUCUGACGUCAUACCAAAUGUACUAUCCUGCACUCUGACGUCAUACCGAAUGCACUAUCCUGCACUCUGACGUCAGAGUGCAGGAUAGUGCGAGGUCUGCACUAAAUUCUAGAUCUAGAAUAUACAGCAUUUGGGGUAACUCAGUAGCAUGGGGGAGUUGUUUUAAACAAACAAUGCACGCGUUCUUUUGCAUAGAGGACCUAAAUAAUGAACUCUGUGCUCGACUCGCAAGAUGGAUAUACCGCACUCGGUCCUGCAGACCUCGGUGCGGUAUAUCCACUAGCUCUUCUCGCACAUCAUUCAUUAUUUGGCCUUGCAUGUACGCGCUUACGUGCAUUAAUUGUAUACUAUUUCAUACUCUUUCCAAGAUAUUAUAGUACUUACUAUUCAAAUAUUGCAAACAACUGUACAGUGUCCAUGUAUUUCAUAGAUUCAAUCAAUAAAAAAUCAAUGAUCUCACCUGUAA
Messenger RNA from Lytechinus pictus (painted urchin), 3490 nucleotides. Its product is annotated as sialidase-1-like. Lineage: Eukaryota; Metazoa; Echinodermata; Echinoidea; Temnopleuroida; Toxopneustidae. The coding region runs from base 265 to 1401 and encodes 378 amino acids. The record is from RefSeq and is a predicted model, not a curated record. The transcript is spliced from 4 exons. Gene Ontology annotation, cellular component: intracellular membrane-bounded organelle; cytoplasm; membrane. Gene Ontology annotation, molecular function: exo-alpha-sialidase activity. Gene Ontology annotation, biological process: oligosaccharide catabolic process; ganglioside catabolic process.